GCCAUUUUGGAACCUUCCCCGAGGCUCGGCUCAGCUCCGCUCUCGGGGGUUCUGUCAGCUGCUGCCGAGCCACGGUGUCGCCGGACAGGAUGAGUGUGAUAGACCAUGUGCGGGACAUGGCGGCCGCGGGGCUGCACUCCAACGUGCGGCUCCUCAGCAGCUUGCUGCUGACCAUGAGUAAUAACAACCCUGAGCUGUUUUCCCCGUCUCAGAAGUACCAGCUUUUGGUGUAUCAUGCAGAUUCUCUCUUUCACGAUAAGGAAUACCGCAACGCUGUGAGUAAGUAUACCAUGGCUUUACAGCAGAAGAAAGCCUUAAGUAAAACGUCAAAAGUGCGACCUUCAACUGGGAAUUCUGCAUCUACUCCACAGAGCCAGUGUCUUCCAUCUGAAAUUGAAGUGAAAUACAAAAUGGCUGAGUGUUAUACAAUGCUGAAAUUAGACAAAGACGCCAUAGCUAUACUUGAUGGGAUCCCUUCAAGACAAAGAACUCCCAAAAUAAACAUGAUGUUGGCAAACCUGUAUAAGAAGGCUGGUCAGGAACGCCCAUCAGUCACCAGCUAUAAGGAGGUCCUGCGGCAGUGCCCUUUGGCCCUUGAUGCCAUUCUAGGUUUGUUAUCCCUUUCUGUAAAAGGUGCAGAAGUGGCAUCAAUGACGAUGAAUGUGAUCCAGAGUGUGCCCAACCUGGACUGGCUGUCUGUGUGGAUUAAAGCAUAUGCUUUUGUGCACACUGGUGACAACUCGAGAGCAAUCAACACCAUCUGUUCACUGGAGAAAAAAUCCUUAUUGCGAGACAAUGUCGACCUGUUGGGGAGCCUGGCAGACCUGUACUUCAGAGCAGGGGACAGUAAGAAUUCCGUCCUCAAGUUUGAGCAGGCACAGAUGUUGGAUCCUUACCUGAUAAAAGGGAUGGAUGUCUAUGGCUACCUCCUGGCACGAGAAGGGCGGCUGGAGGAUGUGGAGAACCUUGGCUGCCGCCUUUUCAACAUUUCUGAUCAGCAUGCAGAGCCCUGGGUAGUCUCUGGAUGCCAUAGCUUCUACAGCAAGCGUUACUCUCGGGCCCUGUACUUAGGCGCCAAGGCCAUUCAACUGAAUAGCAACAGUGUCCAAGCUUUACUCCUCAAGGGAGCAGCACUUAGGAACAUGGGGAGAGUCCAGGAGGCUAUAAUACAUUUUCGGGAGGCCAUAAGGCUCGCGCCUUGUCGCUUGGACUGUUACGAAGGUCUCAUAGAGUGUUACUUAGCUUCUAACAGCAUCCGAGAAGCAAUGGUGAUGGCCAACAAUGUUUACAAAACUCUCGGUGCGAACGCACAGACUCUUACCCUGUUAGCCACUGUAUGUCUGGAAGACCCAGUGACGCAGGAGAAAGCUAAAACAUUGUUAGAUAAAGCCCUGGCCCAGAGGCCAGACUACGUCAAGGCCGUGGUGAAAAAAGCAGAGCUGCUCAGCAGGGAACAGAAAUAUGAAGAUGGAAUUGCUCUGCUGAGGAAUGCGCUGGCUAAUCAGAGCGACUGUGUCCUGCAUCGGAUCCUGGGGGACUUCCUAGUAGCUGUGAACGAGUAUCAGGAAGCCAUGGACCAGUACAGUAUAGCACUGAGUUUGGACCCCAAUGACCAGAAGUCUCUAGAGGGGAUGCAGAAGAUGGAGAAAGAGGAGAGUCCUACGGAUGCCACUCAGGAGGAAGAUGUGGAUGACAUGGAGGGGAGUGGGGAAGAAGGGGACCUGGAGGGCAGUGACAGCGAGGCGGCCCAGUGGGCUGACCAAGAGCAGUGGUUCGGCAUGCAGUGAGGGCCCGACAACAGCCCCUCGGGAUUCCUAGACCAACAGGUGCUGUUGGAGGUGUGCUCACAGCAGGGCUCCCUGCCCCGUUGCUCAUGGUGUAGUCGGAACCUCAACAGCCUGAUGUCUGUCUGUCCUGCUUUGCCGAGGACUGAACUCCAAGCUGCAGACUUGCCAGCUUCGGAUGGUUCUGAUGUACCCAAUGGAGGACGCUUUUUUCCUACAUGAGUGGGUUCACAGGACUGCCAUCCUCCUAAGGGCAAACACACAGGGAUGGUCCUGCCAGAGAUGUCUGGUUCCUGGGUGUCCUGGUCCUGGUCCCGCCACACUUGCUGGUAGCAAUGGUGGUGCUUCACUGACUGCAGAGCAGCAUGACAGGAGCAUGGCCACACACAGGGCCACUUCAACUAAUAAAACUGCUCAGCGUGGUGUCACAUGUCACAGUGGA
Psammomys obesus (fat sand rat) is the source of this 2226-nucleotide messenger RNA. It is a transcript of the gene Anapc7, whose product is annotated as anaphase promoting complex subunit 7. Gene Ontology annotation, biological process: cell division. The transcript is spliced from 11 exons. NCBI's taxonomy places the organism in Eukaryota, Metazoa, Chordata, Mammalia, Rodentia, Muridae. Gene Ontology annotation, molecular function: protein binding. The record is from RefSeq and is a predicted model, not a curated record. The coding region runs from base 90 to 1787 and encodes 565 amino acids.